Messenger RNA from Medicago truncatula (barrel medic), 978 nucleotides. RefSeq lists its product as uncharacterized. The record is from RefSeq and is a predicted model, not a curated record. The transcript has a single exon. Lineage: Eukaryota; Viridiplantae; Streptophyta; Magnoliopsida; Fabales; Fabaceae. The coding region runs from base 1 to 978 and encodes 325 amino acids.
AUGGGAGAUCAACCGAUUACGAGGGCAGAGUUUGGCAGUUUAAAUGCGGCCGCCAAAGCUCUUUUAGAUCAGUUGACGGCGUUGACAGCUAAGAUUGACAACAUCAACAACAACAACCGCAACUACAACAACAAAAACAAUCAGAACAUGAGAUGUGAACCAAUUAGGGUUCAUGAGGGAAAUAAUCGAAUUAUCAAUGAUUCGAGUUUUUCAAAGAUGAAAGAAGUUGCUGUUGUAACUAAAAUCAACGAGAAUAAUAAAAACUCAGAUGACACCUCUCAAUUUACUCAGGUUCGUAGCGUAUGUGCAAGUCCUGCUUUUUCACUUUCAGAACCGUGUUUUUCUGAUGGCUUGACAUAUAAAUCUGACUUUUAUUCAUCGACAACAUCCCUCUCUAGCAUUUAUGGCAUAACAGACAAUUCAGCCCCAAGUUCUCCAUAUAUUAAUUCUGAUAUUCGUAGCAAUAUCAAAACAUCUCGUUUUGAAAAAGAGUACAAGAAGGAAUUGUCAUCAAAUAGGUCUAACAUACCACCUGAAGUCUCACUAUCGGAGGAAUGUGAAGAGGAAGUUCACGACAUUGUCGAAGUUUCUCAACCAUCUUCUGUUUCAACGGCAAUUCUCAUUGAAUCAAUACUGCUCGGCAUUGAAAAUUCACAGGGUGAUUCCCAACAAUCUCGGAUCCCAGCAAAACAUGUAGAAGAUAAUGAAAUUGUUGAAGAUUCUGAGGAAUCUUUCAGUUGUAAACAACAAACGCCGAGGUCAAACUUCAGAUUCACCCGUCAAGAGAUUGCCAACACUCUUCCAAUAGGAACGACUUUCUAUUCAAAACAACAAUUGGGUGAGGUAAAAUUUCAAUUACUUUCACCUAACCACUUCAAUGUGUUUGCACAAUCAGUUCUGUUAAGCUUCGACUGUCUCAAAUGUUUCGAUCCCGGUGGAUCGAUGCCGCUGUCGUUGCUGAACUUACUGCGGUCAUGA